AUGCUGCUCAUAUAUGCUGUAUUGCUUUUUGCUGCAACAUGUCUCGGCGAUGAAGAUCUUCUCUCGGUUCUGAAGAGCCAGUCUGGCAUCUCAACAUUCGUACAACAGUUAGAAGCAAUACCAGAUCUACUUACCUUUGUCAGCGAUGGUAGCAAUGGACCAUUCACGGUCAUCGUUCCCGACGACGGUGCGUGGGCGAAAUGGUCGUCCGCUAAUAAGGCACUCGCCGCCGAUGGCAACUACACUGAUGUUCUGAUGCGCUAUCACUUUCUACAGCAAUCACUUGUUUCUGGGGACUUCGCCCAAAACUCAUUCUUCGCGCACUCUUUACUCGACGACACACGCUAUGCCAACGUCACAGGCGGGCAAGUCGUUGAGCUGACCUCAGUUGACGGCAAGCCUUCCGCUGUGACCGGCCUGCGCGCUGUCAGCCAGAUCACUACACCGGACAUCCCAUUCAUCGGCGGCUGGAUUCAAGUCACCGAUACUGUCCUCACGAUUCCCGAUCUACUCAGCUCGACCAUCAGCAAACUCAAGCUGACUCACUUGUUGGCACUCCUCAACAAGGGCGGCUUCGUGGAUCCUUCACUCCCCUCGUUCAAGCUUGUCAACACUGCUUCUGAUCUCUCAAUCUUCCCACCGAAUAAUGAACAAUUUGGCGCCAACUACGAAGGCUUCGACGGCCUACAGCAAGAGGAGAUUCGAAAGGUGCUGAACUACUCCGUCGUCCGCACCAGCCCCUGUCUGUACUCCUCCACAUGGAAGAACGGGACUAAGUACCCCUCGCUAGCAGCUGGCCUGGACGUUAUGUUCACGCAGAUCGACGAUGACUUCUAUAUCGACGCGGCUAAGCUCGACAAGACAGACUAUCUCGUUGCGAACGGUGUACUACAGAUCACUGAGAGCAUACUCAACCCAAACACUACCGGGAUCGGUCCGACCGAGACACCAAAAUCCGAGACCGACGACUCAUCGUCAGGGCUCAGCUCCGCCGCUGCCGCAGGCAUAGGUAUCGCAGUCGGUGCCGUCAUUCUCGGCCUCCUUGUCGGCGGAGCCCUAUACGUCCGACAACGCAAACGCCACAAUCUACCCAUCUGCGGUGGUGGUCGGCGUGGCGGUCGGCGCUUCAGACCCGGCCAGCAACGCUUACCGGAGCAAGACACCCCAGGUAUCCCACAACCCGUCCCGCGGACCAUAGGAGGCGGCGGUAACGGUCGCGAGAGCCGCAACGCCCGUCGCAGAGGCUACGAGGACAACCCGAUGGGUCUGCGCCACACGCAAUCCGACCUGGAGCUUGCCGAGCCGCCACCGCCACAUUACGGCACGCACGAGCUCGACAACAAAGCCUACGCAUCACCACGCGAGUCACGUCAGUUACUAAGCGGUGACCGCCGAAGACACAGCGGGCAAAACGUCAGCGUAGUCGAGAUCCACUCUCCGGAUGGAACAGUCCAUACCACGACGACGCGUAGCACGAUGGGAACGUACCAUUCUGCCGACAGCGGCAAUAACACAGGCACAGGGCCCGGAGGCAGGAAUUCGAGGUUAGACGAGCCGCUGCCGGCGCGGCCGCCGGGCACGCCACAGGAGAUCGAUGGGAGGAGCGUGCAUCGAAGUGGAAGCGGUGGGAGUGGAGGGAGUCAGCGGACGAGGAUUAAUGUUACGAUUAGUGGGGAGCAGCCCAGGCAUUUGGGAUUUCAGGCUAUGUACUGA
Cyphellophora attinorum is the source of this 1713-nucleotide messenger RNA. RefSeq lists its product as uncharacterized. The record is from RefSeq and is a predicted model, not a curated record. NCBI's taxonomy places the organism in Eukaryota, Fungi, Ascomycota, Eurotiomycetes, Chaetothyriales, Cyphellophoraceae. The transcript is spliced from 2 exons. The coding region runs from base 1 to 1713 and encodes 570 amino acids.